GCGAUAUGCUUUGGCGUUCCCCGAGUAGAUCCCGCUUGUACACAGCUCCACAAUGAUGCAUCUGAGCCUCGCCUUUGCUAUUGCCGCUGUCCUGGUGUGCCUGGUUUCAGCCGGAACUGUGGUCAUCAAUGGAAGCUGCCGGGACUGCAGCCCCCCCGUCGCCGAGACUGUAGUUGUCGACGGCAAGGCCUACAGGUCGGGCAAACCAGGCCAGGGCUCCGUCUACAUAAACUCCCCCGAUGCCUAUGGUCCUGUGGGUGGGCCUGGACCCAGAGUUGAAGGUGACGCCACUCGCUAUCCCGAGGGCUACAGUGGCCGUGUUCCUGGUGACACCUAUCUCCACAACGAUGACUGUGUCGGAUGCAGCAUCAGCGGGGGCGGGGACUGAGUUUGCUCUAUCGAUGUGUCCACGACUGAUAUGAAAUACAAUAAACGAACGGCCCCAAGGCAAAGUCCAAUAUAA
This is a messenger RNA of Drosophila obscura, 463 nucleotides long. It is a transcript of the gene BomBc1, whose product is annotated as bomanin Bicipital 1. The record is from RefSeq and is a predicted model, not a curated record. NCBI's taxonomy places the organism in Eukaryota, Metazoa, Arthropoda, Insecta, Diptera, Drosophilidae. The transcript is spliced from 2 exons. Bases 53 to 388 code for a protein of 111 amino acids. Gene Ontology annotation, biological process: defense response.